AUGCACGUUGGGAAAAUUCUGUACACCUUGUUUUAUGCAUUGUUCCUACUUUUGUUUUUCGUCCAUGUUUUACGACUUUUUUUUUUUUUUUUCAAGUCGAUAUCUACAAAAUGCUUCAGUCUUUUCUUAACUGGGUUCUUUGACUUCUAUCCACAGUUUUUUUUUCUUUUUUCUUCCUUUCUUGUUUAUUCUUUUCUUUCUUUAUUUAUUUAUAACACUUAUUUUGUCAUACAUUUUCAAUAUCGUUGUUUCAUUCUUAUUCACAUGUGUGUUACUGUUUUUUUGUUGUUGUUUUUUGUUUUUUCUGAUUCUUUCUUUCUUGUCUGCUCUUCUUUUUUUCUUUCUUUCUUUUUUCUUUCAUCUUCCGUUCGGCUUCGUAAGCCAUUCUUAACACAUCAUCAAUUUACAAUUUUUCUUUAUUAUUUUUCAAUUUUUUUUUCUUCACAUUUUUUUCCCAAUUUCUUUUGUAUCGAUUUAUUUACGUCUUCUUCCCGCAUUCUCUUUAAUCAUCGUUAUUUUAUCAUUUUACGUCAUUUUUUAUUUCCUUCCUUGACAAUCAUGUACUUUUCUUCUUCUUCUUCUUCUUCUUUUUAUUAUUAUUAUUAUUAUUAUUAUUAUUAUUAUUAUUAUUAUUCCUCUUACUCAUUUUCCUCUUUUUCUUUUUCUAUUUCCUCUUCCUCCUCUUCUUCUUCUUCCUCUCCUCCUCCUCAUCCUUCUUCUUUUUCUUCUUCUUCUACUACUCUUUCUUUCUUUCUUUCUUCUUCUUCUUCUUUUUUUUCUUCUUCUUCUACUACUACUACUUCUUUUUUUUCUUCUUCUUCUUCUUCUUCUUCUUCUUCUUCUUCUGCUUCUUCUUCUUAUCCUCAUCCUCCUCCACAUUUUUUUUUCUUCUUCUUCUUCUUCUUCUUCUUCUUAUUAUUAUUAUUAUUAUUAUUAUUAUUAUUAUUAUUAUUAUUAAUCCUCUUCCUCAUUUUCCACUUUUUCUUUUUCUAUUCCCUCUUCCCCUUCGUCCUCCUCUUCUUCUUGUUCAUCUCCUCCUCCUCCUUCUCUUUCUUCUUCUUCUUCUUCUUCUUCUUCUUCUUCUUCUUCUUCUUCUUCUUCUUCUUCUUCUUCACUCAUUAUUAA
Messenger RNA from Acanthosepion pharaonis, 1125 nucleotides. The record is from the annotation of a GenBank genome assembly. NCBI's taxonomy places the organism in Eukaryota, Metazoa, Mollusca, Cephalopoda, Sepiida, Sepiidae.